AUGAAUUUUGAUAGAUUCAACCCCUUGUCGAGUAACUUCAUUUACAAUAAGCAGAAUACACCAAAUGAACCGCAACAGGAUGCAAAGCUUAACGUAAACUCAGAAGUAAGUGAUUGGGGGAUUGAAGAAGAUCUUACACCAACUUCAGCAUUAGGCACAACAUUUUCCAACUACUUGUCUCCUACUGCGUCAUCUACUACAACCACAGUACAUACAAAUACUGUACAGCUACCUCCACCACCACCACAACCGCCUUCUAUGAGUAAUCGCCAGCUGAGUUAUAGUAGCUAUAGUGCUUCUGGAAUUUUGCAUGAUGACACUUUUUUACCACCACAUCCGAUGUAUAUUCACCACCACCAACAACAACAACUGCAUCAGCAGCAACAGCAACAACUGCCUUUCAAGCGAAGGAACUCGAUAAAUCUGAACUCAUCACUGCAAUUUAAUCAACAACACUACCCCUAUCAACUGCAAAAUCACCAUCCGCUAUAUCUAUCACAUUCACAUGCAAGUCAGUUGAAUUUAUUACAGUAUUGUCAGUACUCGGGGAAUGUAAUCUACCCCAAUACGGAAACAUUGUCAAAGUUUAUUGAAAAGUAUCUAUCAAUGGAGCACAAAUUGGGAGAGUUUUGGGAGAAAUUCAAGUAUAACCUUAUAAUAUCCAAUUUGCUUGAAGAUUCAAUGAUUCUUUCCAAAAAUGAGUCGAGUCUACAAUUGCUUAAUUCAACCCCCAUAUCAGCUCCAUUAAAGCAUUUGAAAUUUACCAUCAACGACGAUGGUACUCGAUUGAUUGUGUUAAACACAUCCUAUCAAGUCAAAUACAAUUACCGUUGUAACAACUUCACAACGGUGAUUCUUAUUAUAAAUUUAAUCAUUUAUCUAUUGAAACAACAACAAUCGGCUUAUCUUGGUCGACAGCAUAUGACUUACGAGUCGCAAUUUGCGUUGUUUAAGUUCAUUCUUGCUGUAUCGUCUAAAUUGAUUAAAAUUCGGAAAUUUAAAACAAUUGUUGAAACAAACAAGAUUUUAGACUUGUUGAAUGAUUUUCUAAAGUUGAAUUAUAUUGCCAAUAAGAACUUGAUACUUAAUAUGGUGAAACUAAAAAGUAAGAAGUUGGAUCUAGUUGCUGGGAAUUCAAACUCAACUCAUUUAUUAAACUCACUAUCCUUUUUAAAUUUAACUUUGAGAAGCUUGAUUGUGAAGCUCCUCCCCCAUAUUAAUGGAGAUUUAUUUCAACAAUAUUGUACUAUAAAUAAUAUCAAUGUUGGCAUACUUACGCAAGAGUUUGAUAAUGAAAAUCAAGAUGAACUUGAAAAAGUCAUUUUUAAUAUCAACAAGUUUAAUCAACUACGGAAAUUGCUCAUUUGUCAGUUAAUCACGAUCAAUGAAAAUGCGAGUUGCAAUUUUUUCACCUUGAAUUUGAUGGACCAAUUCCAAACUGAUGAGGUUGAGAGUGACUUGUCUACUUUUGAAAAAGUUGAACUUUUACACGAUGUUCUUAUUGAUCAUAACGAUUUAGUGAGAACAAUCAACAAAAUGUUUACUGAAUUUGAUACAGUUCUUCAGCCACAAGAGCAACUACCCAGUAGUGACGAGGAUAUUACGUUUAAUUUGCAACUGAAUUUGUUUCAAUUCACUUCGCGAGUCAACAAGUUUGCUCACAAUUUGAGUUAUUUCAACAAGUAUAACCAAUCGCUAAGUUUGAACAAUAUUGAGGAGCAGUAUGAAAAGUUGGCUAUAUUUCAACAAUUUCAUGAUGAAUUAAACCAACUAAAAUUGCUCCACAAACAUGCAUUGACAGAGUUGAAUCAAGAGAUUAAUCCUGAUUAUAUUGUGACAAACUCACCAAAAUCAACAGUAUCUUCAUCACCACAGAUAAACCAAGCGGCCUCAUUCAACCUCAAGUCAUUUCAAAAUCCAUCAAUAAAGAAACGAUACUCGUUACCUCCAAACGUCACGUCUUCAGCUUCAGCUUCUUGCACGACUCCUACUUCAAAUGGUACAACAACUACGUCGUCAGCAUCUCCAUCAAAGUCUCUACCAGCGACAAAUCACCCUACUGUUUCAUCAAAACCUAAAAAGUAUAAGCGACUAUCAACUGGCUUACAAUUGGGUCUUCUCACUGUCUUCGAAGAAAACGGUGAUCGAUCACCGGCCAGUCCUGCACCAAUCGCAAAUGGUAAUCGAAACUCUUUAUUAUCAACUACAUCAGACCCGGCAACAAUGGUACGGACUUCGAGCUUACUCCCACCCCACAAAGUUUCCUACGAUGAUAAUUACAUCAAUAUUCUCCCCACUAAUCAAUUUGAAAGCUACAACAAGUCGACAUUGGAUCAAUUGAUAUCAAGUAAAACCAAAAACCGAUAUUCAAAUCAGAAUAAUCGCAAUUCGAUAAGCAUGAGUCGCUUUUCUUUAAAUUCGGUACAGAGUAACAUAUCGGGGAUAUCUGAUUUGAUUUCGACGCAAAUGACUAGUUUCAAUGGCGAUGAUGGUGUAGGUGAAAAAAGUGAACCCAGUUUGGAAUCACGCAUCGAUCAAUCCAACAAUGGACAACAACAAGAGUAUGACAAAUUGGAUGUAAAUGAGUCCUUCUCGGUGGUGGAAAAUUCCGAUCCUGGUCAAAUGACUCAGGAGGAAUUGAAAAUGAAGUUGGAAGCCAGCUUUACCAAAAUUUACAAUUUAGAGGCCGAGAAUAAAAAGCUAAGCAAGGAAAACAACUACAAUAAUGAUAGUCAAGGCAAUGGAAAUGCCAAUGGUGUUCUUCAUGAUGUCACCAAUGAACACCACCUCGUUGAGCCCAAUAUACCCAAUGCUUCAUUUCUCAAGGAUUUGGAAACGAAAUUGAACGCGAAAUAA
Molecule: messenger RNA, 2856 nt
Organism: Lodderomyces margitis
Lineage: Eukaryota; Fungi; Ascomycota; Pichiomycetes; Serinales; Debaryomycetaceae
Exons: 1
Coding region: 1-2856 (951 amino acids)
Molecular function (GO): myosin binding
Source: RefSeq, a predicted model, not a curated record